AUGUCAGCUCUUUUCAAUUUCCAGUCCCUCCUCCUGGUGAUACUGCUCAUCAUCUGCACGAGCACCUAUGUCCACGCUAUGCUGCCAGGGUUCAUGGAUCGCAACCGUCAUGGAUUCUUCGGGAUAUUCUGGAAAUGCGCUCGAAUCGGGGAAAGGUUGAGUCCGUACGUCAGUAUCUGCUGCGUCUUGAUGGCUGUGUCGAUCUUCCUUGGUGGUUGA
Molecule: messenger RNA, 219 nt
Organism: Aspergillus melleus
Lineage: Eukaryota; Fungi; Ascomycota; Eurotiomycetes; Eurotiales; Aspergillaceae
Product: protein kish
Exons: 4
Coding region: 1-219 (72 amino acids)
Biological process (GO): protein secretion; intracellular transport
Source: RefSeq, a predicted model, not a curated record